This is a messenger RNA of Acanthoscelides obtectus, 2465 nucleotides long. The record is from the annotation of a GenBank genome assembly. NCBI's taxonomy places the organism in Eukaryota, Metazoa, Arthropoda, Insecta, Coleoptera, Chrysomelidae.
UAGAGAUGGGUGACUUGUGAUGAGGGCGAAGGUUCAUUUUUGUGAAAAUUUCUGGACAGCCAUUGCAAGCUAACCUUAAAAAUAUCGAAGAAUUUUCAAAAUUGAGUGGAAAAGAUGCCGAGGCGGCACCUGCACCCGGAGGUAGCAUCUAAUCAAAAUAGUUGUUCGUUAUGUCUGAAGUACGAACAUCAGUGCAAGGACCAGAAGCUGCUCGACAUCACGGAAAUUGUAGAUGGAGACAAGUCUUGUUUGGACAAAAUUCAGGAACUGAUGCAUGUAGAGGUGGGUGAAUUUGUCUUUGCUUUUUAGCCAGCUCUAGUCUUGUUUUGCAACCAAGGUCCAAGAAAUAAUAGAUGAUAAUGAACCCAAGGGUUAAUAUGUUUACAUAUUCGGGAUGAAAAUAUUACUAAUCAUAUCUUUGGGGACUCAAGACAAUCCGAGUGAACUAUACUUUUGCUUUUUAAACUAUAGAUGCUACUGAUUAUUAAGAUGCAAAAGAGUAAAACUGAAAAUAUGCGCCAGAACUUCAGAGUAGAGAUGAUCGUCUUAAAUGUGCUUUUUGCGUUCUAAUUUUGCCUACAUAAUACUUUCAUCUGCAUUAGUAGAAAGUUAUUGAUACAAUGUAGGUAGAUGUUGAUAAACUUUCUGGGUAGCCAUAUGUAUGCUAUUAUGGGGCCCUCACAGCAGUUGUGUCAUUUUCACUUACUCAUUUAGAUUGUUCUCGGCUACCAAACAAUAUGUGUCACUUGUGAAUCCGAAAUAAACGAAGCUUACCAGCUGCGCGGCAAGAUCCUAGACGCAAUCGCAUUCUGGAAAAAGCAUUUUGGCUAUGAAGAAGCGUCCGAGUCGAAUACCUCAACAGAUGCGCAAACUUGUAUUGCACCUACACAAAAGGUGGAAUGCGAUGAUAGUGUUACCACUAUACCAAGAACAGAAAAAAUUGAGGUUGAAGAAGAAAGUGAUGAUAAUGUUACAGCAGUUGAGAGUUAUCAGGAUGACUUUGAUAGUGAUGAUGAGCCCCUACACUGUAAAAAAGCUCGGUUACUUAAGGACUCAAAUUCAAACGAAACCUCACCAGAUAUGAAAUUUAAAAUAAAAAAGGACCCAGAUACAAAGAAAGAACCAAAAAGUGAAAUAGCAGAUGAUGUGCUAGACCUCACUGAUGGAACUAUUACCUUGAUAUCUGAAGCAUCUAUCAAAAGAAUUCCUGGAGCUACAAUUAAAAAAAUCAGUGAUGUAAAGAAAGAGGAGGAAAAAGAAAAUACUGACUCAAAGAAGUUGAACCUGUUUUGUGGUAGAUGUACCUACUACUAUGCUGAUCUAUCAGAGAUUACGACACACAUUUGUGUUGAAAUUCCGACAAGUAACCAAAAGAAGAAACAACAGCCUACUAAGUCACAGCCUUCCCGAAGGGAACCUAAGCCAAUAGCCUGCUUUGGUUGUGCCGCUUGUGGCAAGGUAUUCAAAAGAAAAAUCGAUUUGAACAGGCACAAAAAGGAGGAACAUGCAGUGGAGAAACCAAGGCAGGUCUGCAACAUUUGUGAUAAAUCUUUCAAAAAUGCGACAUUGUUAAGGGAACAUUAUUCGGUGCAUACUGGAGAACAAAACUAUUGCUGUGAUGUCUGUGGAAAAACGUUCCAAAGGCUGUCGUCGAGGUCUCGGCACAUGCGCAAACACACUACGGAUGAACGCAGUCGGAAAACUCCGUUCCUUUGCACGAUUUGCGGAAAAUUGUUUCCCUAUUCGAACACCAUGUCCAGGCAUAUGAUGUCGCAUGCUGGGGUCAAGAGGUUCACGUGUAAAAUUUGUAAUAAGAAGUUUAAUCAAAUGGCGCAUCUUAGGGUUCACAUGAGAACACACACUGGCGAAAAGCCAUAUACGUGUAGUUAUUGCUAUCAGGCAUUCUCUCUGAAUGCUUCUAUGAGGAAACACGUGCUUGCUAAACAUAAAAGAGACGUCUUCCGGAAACAGGCAAGCAAGAGGACUUUAGGGCAUUACAAAACGGAAGAAGAAAUUGAAGCAGAACAAGAGCAACAAAUCCAAUAUUUGUAUGAGGAUGACGAGAAAAUGCUUGUUGAAAGGCUCGAAUGAUCGUGCUAAUGAAAAUAAGAUUUGAUUUUAUUAAUAUAUGUGGUUAUACACAUCAAAUGUUCAACAUAGGAAUUAAUGUUCAAGCUGUUUUAGCCAAACUGGUGUUAAAACCAUGAGACAUCAGUGUAUUUUCAAUGAACUUAAUGUAUGUAUGCUAAACGUAAAAUUUAAAUACCCUGUACAUUUUCGCGCAAAAGCUUCAUUGAAAAGGAUCAUGAGAUGUCAUCUUGAAUAUAAUGUCUACACUGUCAUUUUAUUCAUAUGUAUAUUUGGGUAUCACAAGCUUAUCAAUAUAUCUUUUAAUUAAGACUGUUAUAGUCGUAAUAAGAUUGGAAAAAUGCUAAGCUCUUUUUAUUGAAUAAAGUACACUUUUG